Messenger RNA from Anarrhichthys ocellatus (wolf-eel), 7282 nucleotides. Its product is annotated as ephexin-1. Gene Ontology annotation, biological process: activation of GTPase activity. Gene Ontology annotation, molecular function: guanyl-nucleotide exchange factor activity; protein binding. The transcript is spliced from 15 exons. NCBI's taxonomy places the organism in Eukaryota, Metazoa, Chordata, Actinopteri, Perciformes, Anarhichadidae. The record is from RefSeq and is a predicted model, not a curated record. The coding region runs from base 255 to 2522 and encodes 755 amino acids.
GAAAUAAGUGACGCACUCUGCUGGUUCCAAAGGCUGCCUGUGUAGCUAACAACACUGCUGUCCCACUGACAGGAGGGAGAGACGGCCCAGGAACCAAUUCUCUGUUCUUGGACUUGGUCUUCGGAUUUAUUUUUCACCAGAACUUUUGAUUUCUAGUCAUGGAUUUGCUUCUGGAUUCUGGCUAAUUAUGAUAUAUUUUCAAACAUAAUCUUCCAAACACACUUUUUUUUUAAAAGCAAAGGGAAUCAUUUACCAUGUCUGUGACUGCCCUAUUCAGGGGCAAGUGGGGGCACAAGUCACCGGAACCCCCAGAGAAGCAUCCAACAGCUGUGGUUAAACCCAGCCAGGGGGAGGACGAUGAUGAAGAUGUGACCAGAGAGCCUAUCCGCAGGAACUCCCGCUUCUAUCGGUCCAUGAGGAAGAAGAGGCCGAGCUCAUCUGACCAGCCUGAAAGUUCUACCAGUCCUGGAGUCUCCACCUCUUAUGCUCCCUUACCCAACAAAUCACCUUUGUUGCCUGUGGCUAGACGCCCUCAGCUUUCACCACAGCUCCAUCAUUCCAGAACUGUGUUGCCAAGCAAUGGUGCGGCCAGUAACAGACAUGCUCUGUACAACAGAGAUGCUGUGGAUAGAAGAAGAGGAGGAGUGGGAGGAGGGAGGAGUGUGGACAUAUCUGCUGCCUCCGACAGCCAGCAUCGAGAUUGUACAGCCGACAUGAUCCCUUACCGGACUCACAGCAUUCAUAGCGGAGACAUAAAAAAUUUGUCCGAGCAAACAACUGCAGCUUGCACUGUACAGGAAGUCGGAGGGAAAACCAUGAGCACUCAACGGCCCAGUUUUCAGGGAGCAGAUCGGAACGUCAACCUCAGGUUGCCGAGCAAUGGAGAUAGCUCCCAGACAAUCUGCCACAGUCUCAACAUCGUCAAAAAUAUUGCCUUCCUGUACCAGGAAUACCGGGACACCUCCAAGCAGCAGGAGAUUGAACAACGGCGGCAGCGUGAGAACCUUUCUCCUGGAGUCCCACCAGGGACUGUGGUAGAAGGGUCUGGUGUCAUGUCCCCUCCAGUGCUACAGCUGCAGCUGAGGAACAAUGCUCGGUCACUGAGCUUGUGGCAGAACCUGGAAGUUGUGCAGGCCAGCGGCCUGCUCACCCAGUUACCACAGAGUGAAGUCAUAAUGCAGGAGGCCAUGUUUGAGCUUGUUACAUCAGAAGCAUCGUACUACAAGAGUUUGGAGAUUUUAGAGACUCACUUCCUACGUAACCCUGAUUUAAUCAACACUCUUAGCCAAUCCGAUGUGCAUUUUCUGUUCUCCAACAUCGAGGAAGUGAUGAAGGCCAGUGAAAGGUUCUUAAUGGAUCUUGAGCACCGAAUUGAGAAGUCUAUUUUGAUUUCUGAUGUGUGUGACAUUGUUUACUACCAUGCUGUGGAACACUUCGAUGUCUUCAUCAAAUACGUCAUUAACCAGGUGUACCAGGAGAAGAACUACAGACGCAUUUUAGAGGGAAACCAGGCUUUUCGGGAGGCCAUGGCUUCACUGGAAAACCAUCCGCGGGUCAGGGGCCUGUCCUUUACCUCAUUCCUCAUCCUUCCUUUCCAGAGGAUCACAAGGCUCAAGUUGCUCGUACAAAACAUCCUGAAAAAAGCAGAGGAAAACUCAGAGAGGGAACCAAACGCUAUAAAAGCACAUCAGCAACUGGAGCAGAUCGUGAAAGAGUGUAACGAGGGGGUGAGAAAAAUGAGUCGCACUGAAGAGCUUAUCAGCAUUGAGAAAACACUGGAGUUUAAAUCCAAGUCUGUGCCCAUCAUUUCACACUCGCGCUGGUUGCUGAAGAAAGGUGAAGUGCAGCAAAUGGCUGGGCCUAAGAGCACUAGGACCAUGCGGAGUCGUAAGCUCUACCAACCAGUCUACUUGUUCCUUUUUAACAAUCUGCUGCUGAUCACCAAGCGCAGCUCAAGUGGGGACAAGUUCCAGGUUAUUGACUCAUGCACACGGGCCAUGUUGAGGACUGAAGAUCUUGAAGACCAGGGCCAACUUCUGGCGAAUGUCUUUAAUCUGAAACUGCUGGAGAACCAAGAGGAGCGUCCAGUCAGCUACAUGCUCAAGGCCUCCAGUAUGAGUGAUAAGCUGCGAUGGAUGUGUGCCCUCACUCCUAACCGGCGCACACGCUUUAUGUCAACUAGUGCUCACCAACAAGACUCUCCACAGGUGCAAUGUAUUCACUCAUACUCAUCUCAGGAGCCAGAUGAACUCUCCAUCGAGACGGCCGAUGUUUUAAACCUCCUAGAAAGAACAGACGAUGGCUGGAUGAUGGGGGAAAGGCUCCAUGAUGGCGAAAGGGGCUGGUUCCCUUUUCGAUUAGUAGAGGAGAUCCUGAGCAAGGUGGUCCGAGCUCAAAACCUGAGAGAGGCCUUCAGGAUCCAGCAAGCCCAGAAAGGUGGAGGAGUUCUGCUAACUGAAGCCAGGAUUGGUACAAGGGUGGGAAGACGCACUCCAAAUUUCUCCAACUUCUCCAAUCAAUGAAUUCAUCAAAUGUGGAGACCAAUGAAGUAAAACAGAGAAAGUAACAGUGAUGAAUGUCAACAUUCAGGGCCAUAUGCAUAAAAAAAAUGAUCAGGAUACAUGUGACUUAAAUCCCAUAAAAUGACAUCUUGUUCUUUUUAUUUUCACUUAGCAGUUGAUGGUUUUAAAAAUCCAAAUGAUCAAAACGCUUGAGGCAAUUAUCUUGUACAAGCGAUGCUGCAUUUCUCAUAUAAACGCAUGCUGAAGGUGUUUUGUAGGCCCACACACUGUGGUGUGUAAUGCAUGGAGCAAAGCUCUCUGUUUGGUUGGGAGCUGUAUUUGGGGAUGGCAAGAACUCCAAAAGUCUUGUAAAGGAAGUGUAAACAUCCUUCAGCUGCAUGGGCAUGUUUUAAAAGUUGUAUGUGUUCAUUUCAUUGUAAAAUUCCUUUCAACACUGAAUUAUACCCCACAGCCACAACACAAACGUUUAGGUGGACGGUGACCAUGAGAGUUUAAUAUAAAAUACAACACAAUGAAAUACAGAAACAUCGAAAACAAAACAAAAUACAUGCAGUGCAUUUAGUGUUUGAUGAAAUCCUAUUUUAUGAAAAUUAGCAAUGAUCACUAAAAAGUCUUUGUCUACAAAUAAGUGAGUUAUACUCCCCCCAAAAUCUUUUGAGUUUGAAACACUGAGUUGAUUGCUGGCUGUAAAAUGUGUUAUAAAGGAGAACAACGGCAGUAGUCAGCUUAGCUUCAUAGCGGUUACAAAAGUGACUGGACAUCCAUAAGAAAAUCUGUGGUGUCAGCUUCAAAUGUGUGCACAAUCAUGCAAACACAUAUGCCCCAAAUAGAUUGCACGCACACAGACACAUAAUAUAUCUCGUUAGGUUUGGUACAUGCACAUCCAUAUCAAAACUGGUAUAUGUCCCAAAAAAUACAUGCUUUGCUAGCAGAGACCCAAAUCGGACCCUAUAUAACAGCUUGGCAUGGUGGCUGAUCAGAACACACACCCCUACCAAAACACACCUAUAGUCUACUCACCUCAUUUUAUUUAAAUGGAAUCCGACGAGUCUUGUGUAGUGCAGAAUCCUGUCCUGGUAAUCAAACUCCCUGUCUCUGGGAUAGUUUUGAAUUAUCUAAGUUUUUAUUUCAUUUAGGUUUUGACUUUCAUUUUAGUUUAGUUUUAAUAGUGUGUUUGCUAGUUUUAGUUUAGUUUCACUUUCUCAAAAAGGUUGUAUUUUUUAAAUAUUUAGUUUUCGCUUUACAGUAGUUGUAGUUUGUUUUCGGGCCAGGUAUAAUGUUUUAGAAGGAUGUAGCUACCACAUAGCUAUCAUAUUGAAACUUCAUCCUGACCCCAAUUGAUUAACAUUGGACCUGAGCUGCCAUUUGAUUUACUAAAAUAUUUAAAUCAUGCUCUUGUUAUUUAAUUAGUCUGCAUGUGAAAUAUGUGGAAAACAUUUUUUUUCAUCUACUGGAAUGUCAAGUCUGUUCAAUUUCUGUAGUUUAUUGUCACGAGAGAAGACAAAAAUCACACCUCUCUCCUAGAGCUAAUAAUCUGAAGUGAAAUGAAUUCAUGUUCAUUUUAAUUUCAAUCAUUUUUAACCAGGCAAUAUUGUUUCAGGAAAGAUCUCUUUUUCUUAAGGGAUAUUGUAAGUUCACGUCAGUUUUUUUCAAAUGAUAAUUUUUGUUUUAGUUUUGAUUUUAUUUAACAUUGAGAACCCUGACACUCUCUCCUCUGCCACAGUGCAAGUAUUUUCGAAUUUGUUCUAACGUUAAAGGUGCUAAAUUCAAUAUUCAGAGCAUUAAUACAGCAGCAAACAACUAUUGUCUAUGCAAAGAUAUAGAGGAGUAAUGUCUACGUAGGCCAAGAAUUAAGUCACUCUCCCUCUGUGUGUGUUGUGAUCUGAGCUUUUCGGGCCUGACGGUUAGCGUGCCCACUAGGUCACAGCGGCCGUUCUGCACUGCUUUCAUACAACGAUUAUAGCGCCCACUCUCUAGUUCCCCCUUAGGUAAACACUGUUAGCUUUGUUUGCUGGUGUUUGCCCUGUUAGCUGCAAGCUUCCUGCUUAGCUGACGCCAUGUUGGGAGCUGUGGGAAGACAAUAGAUAUGCUCUGAAGAACCGUUAAAAAGGAUCUCUCUGCUCCUGCAACAUCAUCUACGUCAUCUUGUUAGAUCAUUACUGUCACAUGAUGAAAUAGACACUCGUGCGUGGACUAGAGUAUUAUUCCAUUAAUCCGUGCAAAUAAAACAAAAACAAUGUACACAGAUAAUUUAAUUGAAUAACUCAUAAUAUAUAGCUAUACAGUAUGUACAUAUAGCAUACAGACAUCAGAAAGUGUGAUUGCAGUUUUAUAGUGACAUGUACUUGAAAUAUAUAUUAUACUACCAAGUGCAGCUUCAGGUGAGAUUACAGUUUACAUUCCUGUGCAUUACACAUGGCUCCCAGCUGCAACAACGUAUCUAGCACACUAUCAUAAACAGUCCUCUUGAUUUUUGACCUGCCAUGAACCUAAGCUGACCACAGUCUUUGUCCUCUGUCAAAGAACAAACUACAAACUAAUAGUCACCUGCUGAGCCUACAGUAUUUUCUAGUGAAAAGAUACAUUUUGUACGGGUUACUUCUUUAAAACUGUCAAUACAACAGAAGUACACACACACACACACAAAUACACACACACAAACAAGGGAUAAAGACUAUAAAAGCAGUUUAAUGCCAAAUAACUGCAAUUUGUCGUAACUUUAUAGAAUGUAUCAACACUAUGGAUCAGCAUGAUUGUAAAGCCUUGUUUGUCUUUAAAUAUAGUAUAUGUACAGUGAUGCAAAUAUUUGAUGUUCAAGCUAAUAAUUACUAAAUAAUUUCAUUUUGUAAGAUAUAAAUUAUUGUUCAUAAAAAAGCAUUAAUCAGAGAUGUGCCUGUGUCGCUGAUGUAAAUUUACCGAUUGCAUUAUUAUUUUGUUAUUUCUUUGGAACAUACAAAUACAUAUGCACAGCUGAUCUUUUCCCUUUGUACUUUGGUUUAUGGUAACCACCUCCCAUUUUAAUAUUUACAUUCACAGUCUGUAGGACUAUACUAGAAUAGGAGGCAUUAGCGACAAUGUGGGGCCAAUAUGUCUCUAAUAUUUAUAUUUUAUUUUGGUGACUGAAUGUUGUUGCUCCAAUGAGUGUGUCACUUCGACAGUGGCUCCCAUAUAGUUUUAACACAGUAUGCAAAUACAGCGAAUUCUACAGACCUACUGUAUUUGACUGAUAGACUGUAGCAGAUCAUGGUUGGCUAAAAUGGAACAUUUAUGUAUGUCUUAACUAAUUUUCAAAGCAUUUCAUUAUUACUGAGGUUAAUGCAACAUGUGGACAUAGGUAUUUUUUGGGGUACAGACACAAUACAGGUUUUUGAAAAGCAUGUAGGAACCAAACACAAAGUGAGGUUAAAAUGUCCAUUGAAACAUACAAUAGCUGACUAGAGCAGAUCCUAAGGACACAAGAUGGGAUACCGUCUGGGCCAGCAGCUUUGCAUGCUUUGUCAUAUUUCAAAACCUUAGUCCCUGCCUGGAGUAGUGCACCUGGAGUAGUCGGAAUACUUUUCAAAAUGAUCCUGGUAUUGUAUUUUAGUUGACCUGAUGGCUUUCCUAAGCUUGUACCAGGUUUAAUUGUAGCGAUCCUUAUCCCCUGCUUUAAAAGUGGUGGUAAUUUCUUUCAAUUUGAGCUAAAUAUUGCUAUCACACAAAACAAAAACAAAGAAACAGAACCAAACAUUACUGCAUUCCUGUUGUGCAUUUUUUGAAUUUGCAUUAGGUGAAUUCUCUGGACAUCUAAUAUGAUCGAUAGUCAUGUGAUGCAGAAAAGAGGUAUUGCUGAAGUAUACUUCAAUGUGUCUGCCGGUGAUGGCAUACUUUAUCAUUAAUUUAGUGGGCAGUAUAUACUGAUUGAGUAUGUAGUAUGCACUACGUUAGUAUGCAUUUUCAAACAUACCCUGAGUCUCGUAAGCCCAUAUCCUGUGUAAUACUUCUGACAAACUGACUGUGGACCAUAGACACAGUCAGUUUGUACAAAUGUACAAAUCAUUUAAGCAAACAAUAUUGUUUAAGCAAACAAUAUUGUUUGCUUAAACAAAUCAUUUAAGCAAACAAUAUAAACAAUAUCUUAUAUAUAAAACAUAGCAAGCAAAAUAAAUAUUACACAUUAAUAACAAAAAAAAAACCUAAAAGUAAACAGAGUUAACCUAUUUGGUUUGGGCGACGUUUGGAAAAAGGUUAUAAAUCACUGAUCUGAAGUGGAAAUAGCCAACGUAACGUCACCCAUUGUUAUGUGGACUAUGGUUUUGAAACCUCGAGUUUGGCAUUUUGUCUAUUGUCAUCUUGUUCUUUUUUAAACCAAAAGUGACAUGAGGGUGGACCUAAGUACACCCGAAUGCUAUACAUAACAUUGUUAGGCGACCAAAACGUUAGAACUCACAGAUUGAACAAGAUUGUACAGUUCUUUUGCUGGUGCGCAAAAGAACUGUACUUUUGUGUAGUAACUCCAGAAUCAGUAGAGACUUGUCAAUCGCAAGGUAGUGAUUCAAAGCUACAAGUAAAAUGACUUGAUUGGGAACAACAACUGGUAAAGUAUGUGAUGGUGCAUCAAGGAGUAGAACUAUGUCACUGUAGGUAAAGCUGAACUUACUCUACUCGCAUUGCUACUCUGAUGCAUUCGGAUAUGAUGUACAAAUCAUUUAAGCAAAUAUUGCUUUUGGCAAUGAUUCAUUUUUUUCCAGAUUCUCGAUAAUAAAGUGUCUUCUUCCUCU